CAAAGAGCGCGCAGCGAGGCGGGAAAGGCUGCAGCUGGCACUGCUCGCGGACCGUUUAAGGCUUUCCCCCCACAAGAAACAGAAGAUACCCAGCGAGCGGAUUCUGCGACUUGCUGCUCCCGUUUGGAAAAUGAAGCUGGCCUGCGUUGUCCUCUUGUCUCUCCUGGCUGUCAGUCAAGCAGUGAACCCUUGCUGUUCAAAUCCAUGCCAGAACAGAGGAGUGUGUAUGACAACAGGAUUUGAGCAAUAUGAAUGUGACUGUACACGGACGGGAUACUACGGGGAAAACUGUACUAAACCGGAAUUUUGGACUUGGCUGAGAGUGAUGCUGAAACCCACUCCGACGACUGUCCAUUACAUCCUCACUCACUUCAAAGGGGUCUGGGAUAUAAUCAAUAGUGUCCCUUUUCUUCGUGAUGCCAUCAUGAGAUACGUGCUGAUGUCAAGGUCGCAUUUAAUUGAGAGCCCGCCGACAUAUAAUAGCCAUUAUACUUACAAAAGCUGGGAAGCCUAUUCGAAUCUUUCCUACUACACUAGAGCUCUACCUCCAGUAGCCCAUGACUGCCCAACACCUAUGGGUAUGAAAGGCAAGAAGGAACUUCCAGAUUCACAAAUCAUCGUUGAGAAAUUUUUACUGAGGAGAAAAUUUAUUCCUGAUCCUCAAGGCACAAAUGUUAUGUUCACAUUCUUUGCCCAACAUUUCACCCACCAGUAUUUCAAGACGGAUCAUCACAAAGGGCCAGCCUUCACGAAAGCCCUUGGACAUGGGGUUGACUUGAGUCACAUCUAUGGAGAAACUUUGGACAGACAGCUAAAACUGAGGCUGCUCAAGGAUGGAAAGCUGAAAUAUCAGAUGAUUGGUGGAGAGAUGUACCCACCGACCGUGAAAGAAACACAAGCAGAAAUGAUAUAUCCACCCAACAUCCCUGAGCACCUACAGUUUUCUGUAGGACAGGAGGUCUUUGGUUUGGUUCCUGGAUUAAUGAUGUAUGCCACCGUAUGGCUCCGAGAACACAACCGGGUCUGUGACGUACUUAAAAAAGAACAUCCGGAAUGGGAUGACGAGCAGCUGUUCCAAACUGCCAGGCUGAUCUUGAUAGGCGAGACCAUCAAGAUUGUGAUCGAAGACUAUGUGCAGCACUUGAGCGGCUACCACUUCAAGCUGAAGUUUGAUCCAGAGUUGCUCUUCAAUCAACGAUUCCAGUACCAAAACAGAAUAGCCGCUGAAUUCAACACCCUUUACCACUGGCACCCCCUUCUGCCAGACACCUUCCAGAUCCAGGACCAGGAAUACACUUACCAGCAGUUUAUCUAUAACAAUUCCAUCAUGUUGGAGCAUGGCCUUUCCCAAAUGGUGACCUCUUUCUCCAAGCAAAGGGCCGGAAGGGUGGCUGGGGGUAAGAAUGUUCCUGCUGCUGUACAGAAAGUAGCUAAAGCCUCCAUAGAUCAGAGCAGGCAGAUGAGAUACCAGUCAUUGAAUGCAUACCGGAAACACUUCCUGUUGAAACCUUUUAAGUCAUUUGAAGAACUUACAGGAGAAAAAGAAAUGGCUGCAGAACUUGAAGAGCUUUAUGGCGAUAUCGAUGCUAUGGAGCUCUACCCAGCACUUCUUGUUGAAAAGCCACGCCCAGGUGCCAUCUUUGGUGAGACCAUGAUAGAACUUGGGGCACCAUUUUCCUUGAAAGGUCUCAUGGGGAAUGCCAUAUGCUCACCUGAAUACUGGAAGCCGAGUACUUUUGGGGGCAAAGUUGGCUUUGACAUCGUUAACACGGCCUCACUCCAAAAUCUCAUCUGCAACAAUGUGAAGGGCUGCCCUUUCACUGCCUUUCAUGUCAUAAACUCAGAAACAGCUGCAACAACUAACUUCAGCACCGCCAGUGCUGCAAUAGAAGAUAUCAACCCUGCUGUGUUAUUGAAAGAACGGUAUGCUGAGCUAUAGAGAGCAUCUGGCCGUCUUAUUUAUUUAUUUAUACGGUGAUCUAAAUUAUUAUAUUUAUAUUUAAAAUGCCAUGGAGAGAGAGACAUAAUUAUAUAUUAACUAUAUAUUGUUCCUUAAGGUCUAAGACAGGAUGUCAGACUUAAAAGGGAGUUUUGCUUUAGAUUCUGCAAGACAGGAUCCCUUGUGUCUUAAACAAUACCUUCUGUACCAGAAAGACGUAUUCCAAAAUGGAUCAAGGCAUCAGAACUGCUAGGUGAAAACUUGAUGAUAAAAUGAUACAUUUUUUUCUUGAACUUGACAAGAAACAUAGCAAUAGGGACACAAGCUAAGCACUUCUCAUCCCAUUCUCUGUCAAGAUAUCAAUACUCUUGCAAAUGGUCCCUACCAAAAUUUGUGUGUGUGUGUGUGUGUGUGUGUGUGUGUGUAGCACACACACGCACAUAGCAUAUAUAGCCAUAAUUCAAUCCAAACUACACAUUAUACACUUAAGAACUAGAGUGAUUUUAAAGAGAAGUACUUAACUAUCCUCUUGGACUCAAUUAGAAGUAAAAGUCGCUUUAUCAGUCCCUGGAUAGUUUAAGCAGGGGCAAAAGAGGACGGGGAAAGGGCCUAGCUCUGUCUUUUCAAGGGAGUGAGGGGCUGCCUGCCUGCCCACCCAGCAAUCCAGGCACAGCUGCCCCCUUCCCGGGCAAGGAUGGAGCCAGCCAGGCAUUGCCCUUCAUCCACUGGGCUCCUGAGCUUAACUUUGCCAGUCUGCUCCUGAGCUUACAUUUUUGCAGACUGCAACACAGAAAAGGGUAGCAUGUUCACUUCCUUUUCUUGCACUUCCUAUUAAACAUGCCAAAUAGGGACCUAUGUGGUGAGACACGCAAGUUCUAGCUGCUGUUAUGCAACCAAGGCCUAAAACGGUUGCUGAAUUCAGUGUGAUUGACAAUCUAGAGUAGUACAGGAGAUGCCGGAAUCUCUUAAUGCAGCACUUUAUGCACAGAGAUAUCAUUUCAAUUCUGAGAAACACACUACAUUUUGUUAAUAUUGUAGUAGGAAUGUAGAUCAUAGGGUACUUUUUUUCAAGUGUAUUACCUGACCAAUGCAAAUGUCUUCCUGCAUUGCAGAUACAACCCUUUUCAUAUAGUUAAGAAGUAUGUGGAGACAAAAAUGUAUUGGACCAAAUACAAUAAUGCAAGUUCUUUUCUUUUUUUUAAGUUAACUAAUGCUUAUGUUUUGUAGCAAAGAUUGUUUGACUUAUGAAAGAGAUGCGUAUAGCUAAUAAAGGAGAUGGGUAUCAAGGGCACAAUCUGCCAGGACAGUCUCUUGAGGAAGGUCCGUGUUUUUGUCGCUGGUGCCUUGCACAGCAAGCCCUAUUUCAAGGAGUUGCACAAAAAAGAACUUCCCUAUGCAUUAUAGCCAAAGACUGCAAAGACUCCAGUUCUGAGCUGUGAUUGUGGCUUCAAGGACAUAAGGGCCAUAUUUAACUCUCUGGAAACAAGCAUUUGAUUUUUAAAAAAUCAUGAGUGUGGGAGGCCCCGUACAAAAUUUCACAGAAAACUCAAAAUGAAUUCAAUUUGAAUUCAUCAACAUAUUUAUAAUUCUCUUCCUUUGAGGAAUCUGAUUUGUGGCAAUAACUUGGAGUUCUGUUUUUGUGUUUCCAGAAGAGAAGAGAAACUCAGUUUUCACGCCCUUGAAAUCCUAGCUUUAGUGGAAUUUAAGCCUCCUCUCUUAGCUUCCAACAAUUAUGAAUGUGAAAAAAAUCAUUCUGCUUCCUUCAGUUUACUUUUUCUAUCAUGAAGGUUCAGAGUUGUAAAUGAGCAUUUUGAAACUCAAGGGUCACGCAUCCAUAUCCUUCUCUUAAGGGCAUUCAUCAAAUAUAUUGUAUGUUUUGCACUAUCUUUUGAUGUCUCACACUGUACAUUAGUGAGUUCUGAACAGAACUCUGUCCUCCAGAUCACCUGUUCCCUGGAACUUUCAAAGGCGUGCUGAGAAUGAGUGGUCUAAGUUCUAAACUGCACAUUAUUUCCCAUUAGCACAGAUAUAAAGUUGAUACUUACCUGACUAUUCUAAAGCUUCUCCAUCUCUUCUCCAUCAUGAAUGGAGCUUUACAAUCAAUGUUAAUCCUAAAAUAACACUUGGAACUUGGUUCUGUUCAGUUGUUCCUUCGAAACUUUGCAAACCUGCAGGUCUAUCAUCCCCUAUUACCCAGUUCCUUUUUCAUUAGACUUAGGACUUGUUGCUUCUUGUAUUAAAAGUGCCUAAACACUCCAUUUUCUUCAGAGCUUCUGAUUCAAUCAGAUUUUCCUGAUAUGAAUGUGUUUAUAGAUUUUAAACAUGUGUCCUUUAAAAACAAAAACUUUUUUGUACAGUAUUUAGUUGUAGAUACUAUUUAAAUGCAAUGUUCUUUGCAAUAAUAGUACACUGUAAUGUGCCAGUCUAGUGACUCACAUCAUCCUCCGUACUGUGUCUGUUGUUCCCAGUGGACCUUUAUAAAUAAUAUGUUUCCUUUUUAUAAAACAACAACAUGGAAUAUUUUAUUUGUUGCAUUAAAUGGCUGGCCAUGGUUGCUGCAUUUGUGUGAGAAAGGAGGUGUUUUGUUAAGUUGUAACUCAUUUUCUUUCAACUGUAUGCUUUUAUUUAUUAAUAUUGAAAUAAUUGAUAGUUUCAUGUUUUUUACGUCAUGAUGUACACAAACAGUAUGAUUGUUUAUAAUAAAUUAUUUGAAGAUAAGAA
Eublepharis macularius is the source of this 4660-nucleotide messenger RNA. It is a transcript of the gene PTGS2, whose product is annotated as prostaglandin-endoperoxide synthase 2. The coding region runs from base 131 to 1939 and encodes 602 amino acids. Gene Ontology annotation, biological process: cyclooxygenase pathway; response to oxidative stress. The record is from RefSeq and is a predicted model, not a curated record. Gene Ontology annotation, molecular function: heme binding; prostaglandin-endoperoxide synthase activity; peroxidase activity. The transcript has 10 exons. NCBI's taxonomy places the organism in Eukaryota, Metazoa, Chordata, Lepidosauria, Squamata, Eublepharidae. Gene Ontology annotation, cellular component: cytoplasm; neuron projection.